CACUUGUUCACUUUUUGCCAAUAUGUCUUCAUUGGGCCAGCAGAUUGAACAAUUAUUUGCGAAAAAAGAACAUUUGGCUGAAGAGAUCAUUAUUAACAAGCAAAUGCUGAUAGAUUAUGAUCGAAAACGUAAUAGUAACCGAGAAGCUUUAAACCAAUUUAAAAAGAAUUUGAAAGAUGAAAAAAAAGUUUGGAUCAACUUGGGUGAUAUGUUUAUCAGAUUACCAACCAAAGAAGCACAACAAGUGAUUGAAAAAGAUCAAACAACACUGACAGAAAAAAUGGAUGAAACAAGAAAAAUCAUCAAGGACAUGGCUACAGAAUUGCAACAACUGGAAGGGAAGAAGGAAAUGCAAGGAUUUAAUUUGACAGGCAUGAGUGCCAAAGAUUUGUAUUCUAUAUAAUUAGAUUUAAAUUUUUAUUUAUG
Molecule: messenger RNA, 426 nt
Organism: Halteromyces radiatus
Lineage: Eukaryota; Fungi; Mucoromycota; Mucoromycetes; Mucorales; Cunninghamellaceae
Exons: 5
Coding region: 23-403 (126 amino acids)
Source: RefSeq, a predicted model, not a curated record